Neoarius graeffei (lesser salmon catfish) is the source of this 6341-nucleotide messenger RNA. It is a transcript of the gene hdlbpb, whose product is annotated as high density lipoprotein binding protein b. The record is from RefSeq and is a predicted model, not a curated record. Gene Ontology annotation, molecular function: mRNA binding. NCBI's taxonomy places the organism in Eukaryota, Metazoa, Chordata, Actinopteri, Siluriformes, Ariidae. Gene Ontology annotation, cellular component: nucleus; cytoplasm.
CUCGGCGUAGUGAAUCAUUUUCAGUGUUUACACUGUCAGCUGUCAAAAAACCGAAACAGGCGAUUCUUCAUCUUCUCGUCUUACCAGGACUGAAAACGCCGACCAGCACUGAAGAGGUUACCAUAGCGCCCUCCAGGACGGACUCUCUGGUUUUCGACCCUUUGCAGGAAAGCGGAUCAACCCUUGUAACAUGAGCUCGGUGGCUGUGUUGACUCAGGAGAGUUUUGCCGAGCACCGUAGCGGUCUGAAGGACACACAGAUCUCAGGUGGCGUUUCCAAGGAUGAAGCGUACAUUCCCACCUACCUGGAAGCUUUCCCUCCGUUGCCGGAGAAAGGCGCUCCGGGAGAGAGAUCAGGAGAGCCUGUGGGAGCUUGGAGCAAAAUUCGACCUAUUAAAGCUUCUGUCAUUACACAGGUGUUCCACGUGCCGUUGGAGGAGCGUCGAUACAAAGACAACAGCCAGUUCGGAGAAGGAGAAGAGGCGAAAGUGUGCUUAGACAUCAUGCAGAAGACCAGUGCUCACAUUGAACUCUCUCUGGCAAAAGACCAAGGCCUUUCCAUCAUGGUGACGGGGAAACUUGACUCGGUCAUGAAGGCUCGGAAAGAAAUCGUGGCUCGACUCCAGACUCAGGCCUCAGCCACGGUCAUCAUUCCGAAGGAGCACCAUCGCUUCGUGAUUGGGAAAAAUGGAGAGAAACUACAAGAGCUGGAACUGAAAACAGCCACCAAGAUCACUAUUCCCCGGCCCGACGACCCAAACGUGAACAUACGCAUCACCGGCACCAAAGAGGGCAUCGAGAAAGCCCGGCACGAGAUCCUUCUUAUCUCUGCAGAACAGGACAAGCGCGCAGUCGAGCGUCUGAAUCUAGAGAAAGUCUUUCAUCCCUUCAUCGCCGGCGCGUACAACCGACUGGUCCAGGAGCUGAGCCAAGAGACAGGCGCUCGCAUCAGCAUCCCUCCGCCCAGCCUGCUGAAGGAUGAAAUCGUCAUCACUGGGGAGAAGGAAGCCGUUGCCAUGGCGAUUGCACGUAUCCGUGCUAUUUACGAGGAGAAGAAGCGAAAAACGACGACCAUCUCUGUGGAAGUGAAGAAGUCUCAGCAUAAAUACAUCAUUGGACCAAAGGGUAACAGUCUGCAGGAGAUCAUGGAGAGCACCGGCGUGUCGGUGGAGAUGCCCCCAUUAGACUCCAGCUCUGAGACCAUCAUCCUCAGAGGAGAACCGGACAGACUCGGACCCGCCCUGACCCAGGUGUAUACCAAGGCUAAGAGUGUGAUGGCAGUGGAAGUAACCGCACCAGCCUGGCUUCAUCGAUUCAUCAUUGGAAAGAAAGGACAAAACAUUGGCCGCAUCACACAGCAGCUCCCCAGGGUGCACAUCGAGUUUACAGACGGAGAAGAGCGGAUCAUUCUGGAAGGCCCAACAGAGGAAGUGGAGCAAGCUCAGUCCCAAAUACAGGAGAUGAUUAAUGAUCUGAUGUCGAGGAUGGACUACACGGAAAUUAACAUCGAUCAACGUUUUCAUCGACACCUCAUUGGCAAGAACGGGGCAAACAUAAACCGGAUCAAGGAGCUGUACAAAGUGUCGGUACGGAUUCCUCAGGACUCUGAUCGCUGUGGGCUGGUCCGCAUCGAGGGAGACCCUCAGGGAGUGCAGCGGGCUCGCAGGGAACUGGUGGACAUGGCCCAACGCAUGGAAAAUGAGCGCACCAAAGACCUGAUCAUUGAGCAGAAGUUUCACCGCACCAUCAUCGGCCAAAAGGGAGAGAAGAUCAAAGAAGUGCGAGACAAGUUUCCUGAGGUCAUCAUCACGUUUCCUGACCAGUCUCAGAAAAGUGACAUUGUGCAGCUCCGUGGGCCCAAGAACGAGGUGGAGAAAUGUGCCAAGUUUCUCCAGAAGCUCCUGCUUGAGCUGGUUGAAAGCAGCUACUCGGUAUCUGUUCCCAUAUUUAAGCAGUUUCACAAAAAUAUCAUCGGCAAAGGAGGUGCCAACAUCAAAAAGAUCCGUGAAGAGACGAACACGAAGAUCGAGCUUCCCACAGAGGACAGUGACUCUGAGAUGAUUGUGAUCACUGGUAAGAGGAGUAACUGUGAGGCAGCGCGGGACCGCAUCCUCACCAUCCAGAGAGACCUGGCGAAUCUGAAGGAAAUGGAGGUAACCAUCCCAGCCAAGCUCCACAACUGUCUGAUCGGGUCGAAGGGGUGUUUGGUGCGGUCCGUGAUGGAGGAGUGUGGAGGCGUUCACAUUCACUUCCCCGCUGAGGGCUCAGGGGUGGACCGAGUGACCAUCCGUGGACCUGCAGGAGAAGUGGACAGAGCCAGGAAACAGUUACUGCAGCUUGCUGAAGAGAAGCAAGUCAACAAUUUCUCGAUAGAGCUGCAGGCCAAGCCCGAGUACCACAAGUUUCUGAUUGGCCGAGGAGGGGCGAACAUUCGGCGUGUGCGUGACCGGACUGGAGCUCGCAUCAUCUUCCCUUCGCCUGAUGAACCAGAGCAGGAGCGCAUCAUUAUCAUGGGCCGAGAGGAAGCAGUGCUGCUCGCUCAGAAGGAGCUGGAAACUCUCAUUAAAAACCUGGAGGAUGUGAUAGAGGACAGUAUGGUCGUGGACCCACGGCAUCAUCGUCACUUUGUUUGUCGGCGAGGGCAGGUGCUGCGGGAGUUAACUGAGGAGUACGGCGGCGUUGCUGUUAGUUUCCCUCGUACAGGAACGCAUAGCAACUGCAUCACUCUGAAAGGAGCCCGAGAGUGUGUGGACGCUGCAAAGAAGCGCAUCCAGGAGAUUAUUCAGGAUCUGGAGUCUCAGGUGAGUAUAGAGGUGGUGAUUCCUCAGCGCUACCACAGAGCCGUAAUGGGGCCCAAAGGCUGCAGGAUCCAGUGCAUCACCCGAGAACACGAGGUCCAGAUCAAAUUCCCAGAGAGAGAGGAAACAGCAGCUCAGGAAACAGUUCCUGUGGAAAACAGCGUCAGCUUAGAGACGGACUCUGUGCCUCGAAAAUGUGACAUCAUCACCGUGACAGGUCAUGCAGAGAAGUGUGAGCUGGCACGAUCGGCCCUGCUAGCGCUGGUUCCUGUGACGGUUGACGUCGAGGUGCCCUACGACCUGCACCGCUACAUCAUCGGCCAGAAAGGAGCUGGAAUCAGAAAGAUGAUGGAGGACUACGAGGUGAACAUCUGGGUUCCUCAGGCUGAGCAGCAGUCUGACGUGAUAAAGGUCAUGGGGCAGGAGGUCAGUGUGGAGAGAGCCAAGCAGGCACUGAUGUGCAGAGUCAAAGAGCUCCAGGCAGAACAGGAGGAACGGGCUUUACGGAGCUACAAGGUGACCCUUUCAGUCGACCCUAAAUACCACCCCAAAAUCAUCGGCCGUAAAGGAGCCGUGAUUUCGCAGAUCCGCAAAGACCACGACGUCAACGUGCAGUUCCCUGAUAAGAGUGACGAGCAGCAGGUGUGUACGAGUGUCCCGAGUCAUCAGGGUGUUGUGCUGACUCAGGGAAACUCACCUUUCUUCUUUUCUCAGGAUGCGAUAGUGAUCUGGGGUUAUGAGCGGAACGUCAAGGAGGCCAAGGCAGCUAUAGAGCAGAUGGUCGUAGAGCUGCAGGAGAUGGUGAGCGAGGACAUCCGGCUGGAUCACCGGGUCCACGCACGCAUCAUUGGCGCUCGGGGCAAGGCCAUCCGCAAACUCAUGGAGGAGUUUAAAGUAGAUAUCAGGUUUCCUCAGCCAGGCUCGGACGACCCCGACAAAGUGACAGUCACAGGCCUGCCAGAGAACGUCGAUAAAGCCAUCGACCAUCUCCUCAACCUGGAAGAGGAAUACAUGUUGAGUGUGACUGAGACAGAAACGUUGGCUGCCUAUAUGAAACCGCCGUCCCGGUUCAUGGGAGGAGGCGGAGACGAGGAGAGCCGCGCCCCAGCUAAAGGCUUUGUGGUCAGAGACGCUCCCUGGAACGUCCCAGACAGCAGGGCCCCUGACAUGACCAGUGCUGAGGAAUUCCCUACAUUCGGCUCUGGUGUGGCACCGAAACAGACGUCUGCCUGGGGGCCUAAAAAGUUCUGAAAGAGAGCGAGACGUGACAUCCCCCCUCCCUCUCUCUCUCUCCCUCUCUCUCUCUCCCUCUGUCUCUCCCUCUCUCUCUCCCUCUGUCUCUCCCUCUCUCUCUCCCUCUCUCUCCCUCUCCUGUUCCUGAAGGAGAAAUCACAGAACAUCUUGAACAUGUAUAUGUAGCUUCCUCCAGGGCUGAUCGUGUGUGUGCUCUUUUUAUCCAUCUCUUUAAAUGCCAGCGGCGGUUCAGUCUGAUCUGAACCCGUGUCAACCGUCCGUGCUUUCAUUUCGAUGAAAUUUCACACUUUUUAACUUCAGCCCGAGCCUCCUGUUCUUGGUUCCUGUUCCUAGUGACAGUGGGCAUAAAUCGUUUUAAAUCAUUUUAAAUAAUUGCUCUGAGGCAUUCAGACUCUCUCAAACAAAUGGCUCCAAUUUCUACAGCACUGAUGUGACACUUUUAUAAUUUACAGAACCCGUAGUUCACUGUGUGGCUUUUUUUUUUAAUUGCCUUUAAUGAACGUGUGAAUCAGAGCCUCGUUUUUAUAAAACUUUGCAUGCACACAAAACAAUCCGAUCCAACCAGCACAAGAGUUCCAUCUCAUUCUGUCUCUUUCGUGGAACGAUGAAUUGGGAACGAAUGACGCCAUUGGAAAAGAACGACAGGGUGAUUGGGUUUAAUGACCAUGCUACAAACACGGUGAGCUGAAAAGCAUCAUACUGUACAACGCAUAAGAUUAAGGAUCCUGAGGUGGAUGAGCUGGAACAGGACACGCUCUCGCUCAAGGGCCACUCCUGUCCACCAAGAGCAGGAAGCUGCAGUGGUGAAUGUUGGGGGGGGGGGGGGAUCGCUAGCGCUCUGUUUUUUGUCGCAACAUGGUGUCCAGUGAUGUUUCCAUUUAGACAGAAUGACAAGAAAUUAUUGUAAAAUGACUGAUGAUUUUCCUUCUACUUUUCCUCUGGAGUUUCAGAAUUUCUCACUUCCAGGAUGAAGAGGCUUUUUUUUUUAGGACUGUUUUGUGCGAAUGCAGUGUUUAUAAACGAGGCCACGGAAGCGCUUGGUGCUUAUAGCUGUUCCUUUUUACUGUAAAAGACAAAAAGCUGUUUGUUCGUUUAUUUAUUUAUUUAUUUAUUCAUUCAUUCAUUCAUCUUGGGAAAAAAGUAGCGGUCCAUAUAUUCUCAUCUGGAGAUGAAUCUGUGAAGAAUAUUAAUUAUAUGAUCUCUCUCACUCUUUUUUUUAAGUUUCGUAUUUAUUAAACUGUAUAGUACACACUUGCAAAUGCGUGUACAUAUGUAUUGUUUUUGUCUUGAAUUCUGUGUUUCAGAUUUAGUGAUUCACAAGAUGCUCAGAGGUGAACUUUUUAAAUGCAGGGUUAAAAAAAGAUCUUUUUUUAAAGUUGCAGUUUGUAAUGUUGAAUGCUGAAAUGUGAGUUUAAGUUGCAGUAAAUACAGUGAUGACUCUCACACACACACACACACACACACACACACACACACACACACACACACACACACACACAGCUUUCUAGAUGACAAAAAAAAGGUGACAGAGGUUAUUUCAGGGCCAGAAAACUGAAAAACAAAAGCCUGAAGCAAAGAACCAAUCCCGAUCUCUUACACAGAAAUGUUGCAGAUGAGGUUUUUUCCUACGUGUGUCUGAGAAGUGACAGGAAACCCAGGACUGGAAGCACUUUUAAAAUUACAAACUGCACCUCUAAAUAUUUUCAGCUUUUAUGAUGGUUUGUGUACAGAUUUAUGAACAGAAACUAAACUUUUUCUACAUCUAUCCCUUUCAGAUUGCAAAAAAAGAGACUGCUGCUGCCGAUAAUGUACACAGCGUGAUGCGUAACGUUUUUAUGUGAUGAUGCAACAAAGUUCUACAUUUCUGUUGAUCAGAUUGUAAGGUUUUGCUUCACUGCAUCACUGAGUUUAAAUCCCAUUACUUCUCGAGUUUAUAGAUUAAGGGUUGGGCUUUUCAUUUCCACAAUAAUCCACAGACCAGUCGAAUGAGAUUUUCACUCAAGUGCAAAAAUGUUCCAGAAAUAAUCGGCAGGGCGACAAAAUGACCCUGUUAAUAAUGAGCUCCGUAAAGUGAACUCAGCGUGCACUGAUCAGGAAGCAUUCCCUCUUACCUGUGUGUGUGUGUCUAUUCUCAUGGAUCUGAUUUUUAGUAAACGCAGACAGUAACCCUCUCGGCCUUAAGCAGUGAUUAGAGGACAUUUUGAACAGUUGGGUUAAUACGCAGCACUGCAAUAAACAUGUCAGUGGAGGUGGAUUUUUUUCCUACUCAAAUAAAAAUAAUUCAAAAUCA